Messenger RNA from Durusdinium trenchii, 420 nucleotides. The record is from the annotation of a GenBank genome assembly. NCBI's taxonomy places the organism in Eukaryota, Dinophyceae, Suessiales, Symbiodiniaceae.
AUGAUGUUGGAGCGGGGCCUGAUGAGAGAUGACCACGUUUCUCCCAUGGACGGCUGUGAAGGAGGGCACUUCAGUCUCAAGCCCGAUGAGCUGGAGUCUGAUGGUCAUGAGCUGACCAGGUGUCAGAGGUGUGGGAUUGGGACGUUGUGCCUGGUUCUGACCUGCUAUUUUCUUCCCAUGCUUUCCUUCAUCCCGCUCGCCCUCUUUGGUGGCGUGCAGACGCCCAGUCCAUGGCAGGGUCAGUACAACAAGGAUGCACCAGUGCCGGUGAUGCCCUCGAAGGAGAUGCCUUCCGGGCGAUGGUAUUGGAACUUGCCGCUGGUGUCAUUGAUCCUGGUUCUACUCCCUGCUGGCAUUAUUUUCACCAUGUACCAGUUGAAGAUGCGAUCUCUGCGACACGAGAUGGCACGGCCAUCUUGA